AUGAAUUUAUCAGAUAAUUAUAUCCUUCCGAGAUCGCGGACUUCUUCAACCAUGUCCAAUAAGUAUAGCAGUCUACCUAAAUUCAACAACCCACAUCAUCAACACCAACACCAACACCAACAUCUUUCCAAUUCACAAUCUUAUCCAUAUACACAAUCCAGAGUAUCUUCGGCUAGCGAUAUGCAUUCUAUCAGUGGAUUUCCAUAUAAUAGAACAAUUAGUUCAUCCUCUUCGAUAAUUAGUACACCAAGUAACAAUAUCAAAAGAUUUCAAAGACAACGACAACAAGAGAACCAACAACAUCAAGCUAAGGCUAACCAAGCUCCGCGUACUUCUCGAAACACCAGAUUGGUUAAGUCAAAACUUUUGAACUUACAGCAAUCACUGAAACAACAAUUGAUAAAUAAAAUAUCUGAAGAACUGCCGAGGUCAGGUAUUAAACAUUAUCAUGGUGACAAUCGUAUGAAAUUCCCACCUCAUUUUGCCUUAGGUAAACCUGAAAAGAGUUCAUUUGAUUGUAAGAUAUAUUCCAAGUCAGUUGUUCCUCAUAAGAAUAAAUUAUUCACUCCAAUUAGAGAAUCUCAACUCAAUGCAUGGGAAUCAGCAGAAAGUGUUACACGAAAUCUUGUAUUUAAUAAUGAUUCGUCCGAUGACGAGAGUGAUGAUGAUUGUGAUGAGACAAAGAAUAAUGAUAAUGCAAUAGUUUCUAUUCCAGGAUACACCCAGGGAGAAUUAGAUAUGUUAUUCAAGUUUAAGAACUUGUCCAAUCAAGAAGAAAAGAAAUUAUUGUUUGAUUAUAAACGCAAGUUUUUAUCCCAACAAGAAAGAAAUCUAACUAAUAGUGGUGAUACAUCACUUUCCUAUAGGCGCAGCUUACAGAUUAAUCAAAAACGGGAGAUUAUUUCUAAAAUGUUUAAUAGUAACAUUAACAAUCUCAAUUUAGAGUAUAUCACAAACAACUCGAGUAAUGCAGAAGAUAUACUCCAGGUUAUAAGUCUUGACACUGAAGAAAUGAAUUAUCUAUUGGAAGAAGAUGGAAAUUUUAAAUUAUUGCAAGAAGAAGUGAAACAGAAUGUAUUCCAUAAAAAAUUAAUUGCUAGUAACAAUCAAGUAGAUGAAAAUGGGAGUGGGCAUUUCGACUAUGAUAGGUUUCAAAGUUUGACUAGUAAAAAAUUAGAUAAAAUACAUGAUGCUUUUGUGAGACAACAUGAAGAGGAUGAUAAUAGCAAUGACGACUAUCGUGAACCUAGUUUCUAUAGUGAUGAUAUUUCCAAUUUAGAAUUGGAAGAAGAAUUGCUACAGUUCACAAUUGGUCAUUUAAGGAAAUGUAUCAAAGAAACCGCUUAUGAAAACACUGGUGUUGAAGAGUAA
Molecule: messenger RNA, 1371 nt
Organism: Candida tropicalis MYA-3404
Lineage: Eukaryota; Fungi; Ascomycota; Pichiomycetes; Serinales; Debaryomycetaceae
Exons: 1
Coding region: 1-1371 (456 amino acids)
Cellular component (GO): anaphase-promoting complex
Source: RefSeq, a predicted model, not a curated record